This is a messenger RNA of Anoplopoma fimbria (sablefish), 3058 nucleotides long. RefSeq names its product eukaryotic translation initiation factor 4Ba (gene eif4ba). The record is from RefSeq and is a predicted model, not a curated record. Gene Ontology annotation, molecular function: RNA binding. Bases 95 to 2062 code for a protein of 655 amino acids. NCBI's taxonomy places the organism in Eukaryota, Metazoa, Chordata, Actinopteri, Perciformes, Anoplopomatidae. The transcript has 15 exons.
AGGGAGGAGACAGGCCCGUGAACGCCGAUGCGCGCUCCCGAGAAUAAACCUCUGACGCCUUCAUCCGGGUACUACUACGAACUCGUUCUCCAACAUGGCGGCGUCAGCUAAGAAGAAGAAUAAGAAGGGGAAGACCCUCACUCUGACUGACUUCCUGGCAGAGGACAAGGGAACCAGCAACGCUCCCCCCAGCUACCCAGCCAAGUCUACUAGCUGGGCCGAUGAGACCGAUGACCUAGACGGAGAUGUUUCGACCUCGUGGCACACGGAGGAGGAUUCAUUCCGGGCACCAGCCAUUGACCGGUCCAUCCUGCCCACAGCACCUCGCUCGGCUCGAGAACCCAAUGUUGACCGGUCCCGACUGCCCCGCAGCCCACCUUACACGGCCUUCCUGGGCAACCUGCCCUAUGAUGUCACUGAGGACUCGAUCAAAGACUUCUUCCGUGGCUUGGCAAUCAGUGCAGUGCGUCUGCCCAGAGAGCCCAGUAACCCAGAGAGGCUGAAAGGUUUUGGCUAUGCUGAAUUUGAUGAUGUGGACUCCCUCCUGAGGGCCCUGAGUCUCAAUGAGGAGAACCUGGGAAACCGAAGGAUCCGUGUAGAUAUUGCAGACCAGUCGAAUGAUAAAGAGAGAGACAAUGGAUCUAUGGGAGGCCGAGACAGGGGCGGACGGAUGUCAGACUUGGGGCCUGACAAGACGGACAGUGACUGGAGGGCUCGGCCCAGUUCAGAUGCCGACGAUGGACCUCCCAAGAGAGAGGAAGCCUUUGGAGAGAGAUCACGGGACCGCUUUGAGUCGGAUCGCUUCAGAGAUGGGCCGCGGCGGGACAAUGACCGCUAUGAUGGAGGAAGAGACCGCUUCCGAGAUCGCUAUGACGACCGGGACCGUAGAGACUUCGAUAGAGGAGGUUUUGACUCUCGUGGCGGUAGUGGAGGAGGUCGUCGUGCCUUUGGCACUGGCUUCCGCCGCGAUUAUGAUGACAGCCGAGGUAGCAGUGAUCGUUACGGGGAGCGGGAGCGUUAUGGGGACCGUGAGGACCGGUACGAGAGGAAGGAGGAGAAGCGUGAGGGUGACGGAGCUGCUCUGCAGAGACCCAAGUUAGUCCUUAAGCCCCGUAGCGUGCCCAAGGAGGAGGAAGGUAGCAGUGGUGGUGGUGGUGGUGGCGGUGGCGGCGGUGGCGGCGGUGGCGGCGGUGGUGGCGGUGGUGGUACUUCCCCAGCUGCACCUCCGAGCUCCGGCAGCAGGACCUCAUCCAUCUUUGGUGCGGCCAAGCCAGUUGACACAGCAGCCAAGGAGAGGGAGGUGGAGGAAAGGCUGAAGAAAGAGGAAGAGAGACUGCAGAGGCAGCUGGAGGAGGACAAAGGCCGUGGACCCGACAGAAAGAUGAGAGACAGGGACCCAAGCUGGCGCACUGAAGAACCUCAAACUCAGCGUUCUCGCACAGGAAGUGAGUCUUCACAGCAAGGAAGUUCUUCUGGAAGAGGCUCCCGGUGUCGAGAUAAUGACCGCUCUGGAGAUAAUGAGGUUUUCAGUGGUAGAGAAGGUGAGCCCUCCUCCCCUGGGACCUCACCACUGCCCCCCUCUACCAUAUGCUCCAAAGAGCCGCUGAAGGUGAUGCCUGCACCUCCUCCAAAGGAGAACGCUUGGGCCAAGAGAAGUGCAGCCAGCACAGGCUCUAGCGAGGGUGAUGGCCGACCUCCAGUCUCUCCUGUCUCCCCAAGUGGUUCAGCUCCUCCCAAGCUCAGCUCCCCAAGUUCUGCAGAUGAAAUAGGAUCUGGUAAAGAUGAGAACAAGGCUGACGGUAUGCGUCGGGACCGGGGGCCCCCACGGGCACGAGGGGGGCCUGCAGGGCCUGGAGCAGGGCGUGGCCGAGGAGAGGGUCCCAACAGGGACCGAAGAAAGGAGGCAGACAGAAAGGAUAACAGAAGAGACCGAGACUCCAGACCACCCCCAGAGCCAAAGAAAUUUGAAGAAAUCCCAACCCCUAAGUUCAGCUCAGCCAGUAAGUACGCCGCUUUGCUAAUGGACGGAGACCAAGGAGACGACGCAGAGGACGUAGAAUAGAGAGAAAAUAACGAGACGAGGCCUGAAAGUACAAGAAGAGGAGAAAAAGACGACCGCAGAAAAAAAAUAAUCUCACAUAGCUUAUGAAAAAACUCCUCACUUGGAAGAGGCUCCUGGGAGGACAUUACUCCCUCCUUCCUUCCCUCCUACAAACCUGCCCUUUUUUUCUUUCAAAACACCCACCCUCCCUCCCCUGCCCCACCUUCAGGACUAUUCAGCUUCUUAAGAAUAGUCACAUACUGGACUUGUUUUAAAUGGAAAAAGGAGUAGCUGACACAUGGAAAAGUGAUGGAUAACAUUGAAUUAAUUGUAAUAAAUAAAUGGAAAAAGUGGGGAAAAAAUGAAUUUGUAUAUUUGUGGAUCACAGAUGUGGUGAGGUUGGAUGAUAUGACAGAAGAUGUAGUUUACUAAGUGGAAUCUGUUUUUCAAUAUCUUAUCAAUUUUUGAUUCAUUUUAUUGCAUAGUUCCCAGAUUAUAUGCAUUACUAUUCAUUAUAAGCCUUUCUAUUUACAAGUAAAGUAACGGUAAUUAUAGAAUUAUUUUAAAUCAAUCACCUAAAUCAAAUUUAUUAAUGAAAAUUGUUCAAGAAUAUCCCGUCUUCCAAUACUGAAUCAUAAAUGUUGAGACGGGUUACUAGUAUAAAAACGUGUCAUGUGUGCAGCACCAUAUAGCAAAGCAUUGAUUGAACUGAUUCACGGUAUUGCAAGAGAGGACUGUGUAAUGGAUUAAAGUAUUGCAGGAGUGACUAAUAUAGACUAAGAAAAACAGCCAUUACUAUUAUCCUCAAUCAUUGCAUUGAUCAAAAACCAUUAAAGGCUCAUAAUGAUCAUUUCCAGCUGUCUUAAAGAUUCACCACAGCUGUCUAAAUCAUUCACUCUUUCAGAAGUGAGGAAUGCAAAUAUUUGGGGAAAGUCUGAAGUUUCCUAGGAUGUGAGGAUUUCCAUGAACAUGUCUUCCAAUUUGCAAUAAAUUGGGGUCAUUAUGUGCGUUCAAAUA